AUGAAACUCCUAACCCUCAACUUCCUCACCUGCGCCAUCAAAACCUGCAAAACGAACCCAGCGUCUUUCCCCCUGCACCCCCGCGAUGCGGAGCUGGAAAUCGUAGAAGCAGAUGUCAACUUACCUUUUUUGAAGAACAUACUACCGAGACUCAUGUGGGAGCAAUUGCGGGCGAUAUGUAUGGAGCUCGGCCUCCCCAAACUCCCCGAAACACCACCUACACCCGCCGAUCUCGUCGAGCCAUCAUCCGCUACGGCACUAGAUACCCAAGAUGCGUCGGCGCAAACAGACGAAGAACCUAGUCAGACGGCAAAAGACCUACAUAGGAUACUGCUUGAGACGUGUAUACAAGAGGGUAAACUGGUUUGUGGGGCGUGUGAGCAUGAGUAUGCGGUCAAGGAGGGUGUAGCGAAUUUCUUGCUGCCGGGGCAUUUGGUAUGA
Messenger RNA from Pyrenophora tritici-repentis Pt-1C-BFP, 441 nucleotides. RefSeq lists its product as uncharacterized. Gene Ontology annotation, biological process: tRNA methylation; peptidyl-glutamine methylation; rRNA (guanine-N7)-methylation. The record is from RefSeq and is a predicted model, not a curated record. NCBI's taxonomy places the organism in Eukaryota, Fungi, Ascomycota, Dothideomycetes, Pleosporales, Pleosporaceae. Gene Ontology annotation, molecular function: protein heterodimerization activity.